CCUACAAGUAUACAUCUAAGUGUGACCUGUGCACAGAGAGCAUUGUUACUUUCGCCAUAAUUUCGGACGCAUUGCCUCUGAAUUGUUAUCACAAAAACAUACCCGUAAUUGUCCAAUAUAUCAUCCAAAUUUUACCAUGUUUCAAUUACCGGUGCUUCAUGGUCCAGUGAUACCGAGUCGUUAUAAUAUGUUCUUCAAUCCAAACAUUUGUCAUAUUUGCAAGCCAGGAGCACAAACAGUUACACCAGCCGCAUCAUAUACAAAUCUGCAAGGUAAUAGAAGAAUCAUUAUUAAAAAUGGACGUAACAUGGACCACUGAAUUAAAUAACAUGGAAUGGUUCCACUCGAGGAUGGAGUUGAUAAGUUUAACUGAAAAGGAAUUGUCGCGUCCUCUUGAAUUCCACGAAAAGCAGAUAAUUUUAUACGCAAAGUCGUGUCGUAUUUGUCAUCAACAGACAAAUCUGCGAAAGUGCACGACAUGCUCUUCCGCCAACUAUUGCACUGAUCACGCAGAAAUCUUUCAAAAAAUUCAUAACUCUAAUUGCGACAAUCAAUUUUUGUGUCUCCUGUUAAACAUCGCAUUGAUGAACUAUUUGACAGAUUUAUUAUAUUUCGCUUUUUCUCUCGAUGCAUACAUACCACUUUCUAAUAUGACCUCAUUUAUUCAAACAUAUGUGAAACCAAGAUAUGAGAGACUAGAUAAUAAAUCGCUUUCUUAUAAAUAUCUAUUUUCUGAAUACGCAUCAGCACCGCUGACUCUGUAUUAUGGACUGAUGAAUACAAAGUUAUUUGAUACUUUGAAUACACAAGAUAAUUACUACGUUAUUCAUAUAAUACACGCAAAGUACUAUAAUAGAUCUUAUCUUCGUGCUUUUGAAAUUCUUUUGCAUCUUUUAUGCCAUAUACAGCAUUUAACAAUUGUAAUGACAGAUAUGGGAAUAUACAUGGAUAUAGAUGCGGGAAUACCUACAGAAUGUUUUAAUAUUAAUGUUUGUGAGCGUUGUAUAGAAAGUAACCGACAGUUGAUGGUGGAGUCUUAUUCUAUGACUUACUGCCAAUAUGCAAACAGUAAUGCAUAUAAACGACCAAAUGUGAUUUUAGGAUUUGGGAUAGAUUUUAAGGUUAUCCCUAAAUGGCCGAAAAUGUUUUUAGAAUUGCGUAAGCAAUACUGUCCCUUGUUUUUAACCGCCACAUCCAAACUUGAAGCGGAAAAAUGUAUAGGUAAAUUGUACACUGUUUUAAAUACACUAUUAACUCCUUUAUACUUUGGCGAAAAUAAAUUUCGUUCCUUAGCGCCAUGUAGAACAUUUUACAGUGAUGAGAUGUAUUAUCAUAAUAAGUAUUUAGUUAUUUUGUUGAAUUUAAAUGAUAUACUCUAACACAUUGAAGUUAUAAUAGACAAUUGUAAUAUCAUUAUGUUAUCAUCUUAAACGAUAUAAGAGAUUCUAUACGACUUGUGCCGUAUGCAUAAUAUAGACAUACAUAAACAUAAUACGACAUAUACAAUGAAUAUACAGAGUGUCCUAGAACAAUGGUAUCAGAGCUCGUAUGGUCAUAGGACGGAUUAAGUCAAUCAAAAACAUCCCAUAGUGCUUUGCGAUAUUCGUUAUUAUUAUCGAGUUAUCAAUUACAGAAAUCUGAGAAGUAAGCGGGCGCCAAGAUGAAUGAUUGCAGAAGUAUCGCAGCCAUUCGGCAAUCGCGCGGCCCAGUCGAUCUGGCAUUUGUUGUCAGCAUGUGGGGAAGAGAAGGACAAUGCACUAGUCUUAUCUCGCCAUUUCUACAUCUCACUAUGUGCCAGCAACAGUUGUUGGAUCAACUGUUAUACUAUGGCCGCAUUAUAAACCGAGUGACUGUAGUGCUUCUUCAAUCAUUUAUCUCGGCGCACGUCCACUAGUCAGAUUUUUGUAAUUAAUAACUCGAUAAUUAUUACGAAUAUCACAAAAAAUGGUAUAGAACUUUUAUAUUUGUCUUAAUCCAUAUUACGCUCUAAUACCAUUGUACUGGGACAUCCUGUAGAUCUAAAUAUACACAUACACAUAUCAAAUAAAA
This is a messenger RNA of Harpegnathos saltator (Jerdon's jumping ant), 2049 nucleotides long. RefSeq lists its product as uncharacterized. NCBI's taxonomy places the organism in Eukaryota, Metazoa, Arthropoda, Insecta, Hymenoptera, Formicidae. The transcript is spliced from 2 exons. The record is from RefSeq and is a predicted model, not a curated record. The coding region runs from base 297 to 1379 and encodes 360 amino acids.